Molecule: messenger RNA, 411 nt
Organism: Symphalangus syndactylus (siamang)
Lineage: Eukaryota; Metazoa; Chordata; Mammalia; Primates; Hylobatidae
Gene: H3C15
Product: H3 clustered histone 15
Cellular component (GO): nucleosome
Molecular function (GO): protein heterodimerization activity; structural constituent of chromatin; DNA binding
Source: RefSeq, a predicted model, not a curated record
AUGGCCCGUACUAAGCAGACUGCCCGCAAGUCGACCGGCGGGAAGGCCCCGAGGAAGCAGCUGGCCACCAAGGCGGCCCGCAAGAGCGCGCCGGCCACGGGCGGGGUGAAGAAGCCGCACCGCUACCGGCCCGGCACCGUGGCCCUGCGGGAGAUCCGGCGCUACCAGAAGUCCACGGAGCUGCUGAUCCGCAAGCUGCCCUUCCAGCGGCUGGUACGCGAGAUCGCGCAGGACUUUAAGACGGACCUGCGCUUCCAGAGCUCGGCCGUGAUGGCGCUGCAGGAGGCCAGCGAGGCCUACCUGGUGGGGCUGUUUGAAGACACGAACCUGUGCGCCAUCCACGCCAAGCGCGUGACCAUUAUGCCCAAGGACAUCCAGCUGGCCCGCCGCAUCCGUGGGGAGCGGGCUUAA